Messenger RNA from Hyalella azteca, 5607 nucleotides. RefSeq lists its product as uncharacterized. The record is from RefSeq and is a predicted model, not a curated record. NCBI's taxonomy places the organism in Eukaryota, Metazoa, Arthropoda, Malacostraca, Amphipoda, Hyalellidae. Bases 269 to 1453 code for a protein of 394 amino acids. The transcript is spliced from 9 exons.
UUUAAUCUUUCUUUUUUUAGUAGAAUAGAAAGGGUAGUUUUGUGCCUAAUUGCAAGCGGAAGAUAUAUCGUCAUCGCGUGCGGAAGUUAUGUCCCGUAAUUCACAAUCUUGCGUUGUUUAUUCAAUUGUUUCCAGUUUAUAAACUCAGUUGAAUAAACUUGACUGUUAAUUGCGUUCGUAAACGGACGGAAAGAUUACUUGAAAAAAUAAUCUGAUGGGAAAGUUGUUCAGAAAUAAGAGAUGAACUUUUCUUUAUCGGACUCGACCUAUGACCACAAACAAAAUGGUUGCAGUUCACAUGUUGCUCAUGAACUAUUUCCUGUUGGGACUCACGUCCAACAGACCACACUUGCACCAAGUCCUCACUGAGCACGGCUGUGGUUUCAUUGGCCGUGAGAUUGUCCAUCUUCUGGUGACAGAAGAUGCGGCAGAGAGUGUGCUGGUGGUUGAUAAAGUACCUCCUCAAAUGGCGUGGUUAGGACCCAAGCACCAAACUGCUUUCAAGAAUGACAUAGUUACUUUCAAAAGUGCCAAUCUCAUCAACCCAACAAGUGUAGAAAAUGUAUUUGAUCAGCAUUAUGAUUGGGUCAUCAAUGCUGCUGGAGAAACAAAAAUUGGACUGAAUGAGAGCGUCUAUGCUGAAGGAAUCACGAAGCUCUCAGUAAACUGUGCCGAGGCAGCUGCCAGGCACAACGUGGAAAUGUUUCUUGAGAUCUCUGAUGGCCGCAUGAACAGCAGUGAAAAAACGGGAAUGACGGAACUUGACGCCUGCAAGCCUUGGUGCACCGUGAGCUCCUGCAAACGUCAGGUUGAGGAGCGGCUCGAACUCAUCGAGAAUCUGCCGUACGUCAUCCUCAGACCAGGCCUUGUCUAUGGCCCUGGCGAUAAACAUGGACUCGUGAGGAAUUUAGUGAUGGGCGCCGUGUACCGGCAGCUGCAGGAGAAGAUGAAGCUGCUGUGGGACGGCAGCCUCUGCAUCAAUACCGUCCAUGUCACCGAUCUUGCCAGAGCGGCGCUGUUCGUGUGCCGUCUGGGCCAAAGUAAGGAAAUCUUCCACGUCGUUGACGAGGCAAGAUCCACGCAAGGGUCGCUGGCUGAUCUCAUAGCCAAUAUUUUUGCCAUCAAGGUCGAUUACUACGGGUCUGCCGCGUCACAUCUCGCCAAGUUGGACAGCGAGGGGACCGUAGCAGACGCCAACGAGAAGCACCUGCCGCCGUGGGCGAGCCUCUGCAACGAAGGCGCCGUCAGCAACUCGCCCCUGACGCCCUACGUGGACGCCGACGUGCUCAAGGGAUCGCACCUUCACCUCGACGCUACCAAGCUCAGCAAGCUGGGCUUCACCCUCACGGUGCCUCGCCCUACACGCGACCAUCUCGUGCAGAUCCUCGAAGAGCUCGUCGAGCUGAAGAUGUUCCCUCGAACGGCGCUACCCAAGGGUGUUCUCUCUGCUUAGCUCCCUCGAACGGCGCUACCCAAGGGUGUUCUCUCUGCUUAGCUCCCUCGAACGGCGCUACCCAAGGGUGUUCCUUCUGCUUAGCUCCCUCGAACGGCGCUCCUCAAGAACGUUCCCUCGGCUUAACUCCCUCGAACCCUCAAGGGCGUUCCCUCUGCUUCGUUCCCUAGCUCGUCCGUCUUGUCGCUUAUUAACGCUCUCCAAUGUUUGCCAAUUAGCAGGAUUAUUACCAGCACAAACUAAUCAUUCCAAUGAUAUAAUCAAACCAAUUUAGAUAAGAAUCUAAAUUAAAUGACUCUAGACCUGGAAUUGUACUACAUGAUGUUGAAGCUAUUCAUUGGCAGUUCCAGGUUAUUUCCAACGUUUAGUUUCAGGUUAUUUUUUCAUUCCAAUAAAAUUAGGUAAUGAUUCAGUUUGGAAUUGAACGCUAAUGAUGUUUGACUUGGAAUCGUAUUAAAUGUUUAAAGUAUAAAUUGUUGAAAGAAUUCGUUGGAAUUUUAGGAAUUCCAUGGCAAUAUUCAUGGAGCGUAUUAGAAGCGACUUGAAUUUUGUUUGAAAUGAAUGCUAUUUUUUCUAUUGCUUUGAGUGAGAUUUUUACUGUGUUCAAGAGUUAUCGGUAUUAAGCAUACUUAUCGUAGCAUCAUGUCUUGUAGGUUAAAAAUAAUUGAACCAAUCUGGAGAUGUGAUAACCUGUAUUCUUCCAUCAAAUGAUUGCACAAAUAAUAAUUAGUUGUCUUACCAACUGAUGGCACAAAACAUUUAAUGUGAUAUGUACUUGAUUGUUCUUACUAACGAUGAGGGAAUGAAGAGGAUGCGAUACUUGGUUUUCUAAAGAAAUAGUGAUACUUGAUGAAAAAAAUGUGAUGUGAACACGAGGUGAUACUUGUAUGUUCUUUUUGAGGGUGACACGAAAAUUCUGUUAAUUGGGUUGUUUUUCCGCUCCAUUAACUCGGAAUGGAACAGAAUAGUUGAUCAUUGAUGACUAGUAUAAUAAAUUACAUUUAAUUUGAUUAUUAAAUAUAAAAUAUGUGUAUAAUGAUCAAACCGUACGAGUGCAAGAGAUUCGUCGUAGCUGUUCCUGAUCGUGACAAGAGUGCCAAGUAAUUUAUUGUUGAAAGCUAAUAUUCCUUGUUAAUCUUUAAAUUUUCUUUAUGCCUACUUUUUCAAUAGCUUUGCAAGUGAUUCACAAUUAGCAUGUGAUACUUGAUUGCUGUCAAACCAUUUGACGGUAGCAAACAAGAUGUGCGAUGGCGUGACGAUGUUUGGUCAAUGUAACUAAAAUAGGAUUUCCAACGAGUGUUCAAACUAACGAAAAUGAAAAAGCAAUGUGGUUAUAGAUUUUUUUGGUCCCGUUAUAAUAAAUAAUUUAUUAAUCUUACGGGAACGAUGCAGGAGAUUUCUCAUCAUAUUUUCAAAUCUAAAUUCAACGUUAGAUCAAUAUCGUUCUCGGUCCUUGUUAUGAUCAGUGCAUACACUAGCGAUGAGUGCAUAGCGAUGCCUGUGUUGCUGGCAAAUAUAGAAUUAUGACGGAAUAUUUUAUCCUUUCAUUAUUGCUUGCUUAGACUACUGUUUUCUAUACUGUUUGUGUUCGCAUCGUGUAUGGCCUGCUAUACUUCUUAGUUUAUUUUUUCUAUUGCGUGUAUUUGGGAAAUGUUCUACGUGCUAUUAUUAAGAAGCGUUUCUGCUCGAUUGCUCACCAACUAACAUUCCUGCGUUGGCAGUGAAGCGUUAUAGACGUGCCUUGUUUGUCAACAGCUGCCUUCCUCGACUGCCAUGAGUGAUGCCACGUAGAUUAAGAUAUGCACUUAAGUUUGCCCUGGCCUCGUAAAAAGUAUUAUUACUCGCCCAGAAAUAUCUAUAACUGUGUAACGCCGACUUACGUUUAAUGAACACAAUAUUAUGCGCGCAAAUAAUAUUAGUGUAUCAAUAAUAUUUAAUGCGUAGACAUUCGAGGCAAAUCUUUACAAUACAAUAUUUCUUACAGAUCUUUACAAAUCUUUACAAUUUUACAAUAUUUCAUACAUUCAAGUCCUCAAAAGCAGACUCAUGUUUGAACGAAUUUGUUAUGGUCGUGUUUCUCCAAUCCAUUUCUGUCCCUCUUACUUCGAUUGCUUUGAAUUAUUCUGCUUAGCUCCUCUGUGUUCUUUGUCUCUGGGUAGUUCGUGCAUUGUUAGUCCAUUUAUUAUUAACCUCAACGAAUACAAAAUAGAUUUACAGCCUCACCGAGAUGCGGUCUACGCGGUCUUUAGACAGCAACUGCAAUGUGCUGGGUAACUUUCAGUCACUGCAAUGGACAAGUCUAGUGACCUAUGAAAGCUACAUUAAAUGCAUCUGAAAUGGUGGCGAAACAUGUGCUUCACUCGGAAUUUUUUGGCCUGUUGUUUCAGAACAAAAUUACGAGUAUGAUUAAAAUGCGAGGAAUUACACAGUUUUAGGGAAUACGGAUUGUGUUAUUAGACUUUUCAUGGACAUAUGAAUCGAAACAACACCAUCGAAAAUCUCAUGGACUUUUCUUCACAUAUUAUUUUAUUUUGCAUCCAUCUCGUAUCCAGCUGAAUGCUUGUUUGUCUGUUACAGCGAUCAUACAAUAUUUUAUACAACGUUGGUUUCAAGUCGAUUAUCGAGCAAAAGGGUUUUCCCAUUAAUGUAUGGCAUUCUUGAAUAAAAAUUGUAAAAAUUCAUUCAUUUUAAUCUGAUGGCCGAGUGAAUGUUCAGCAGCUCAUUCACUUGAUGAACGCGUGCUCUAUCUGAAUUGAACGACAACGAGAUCACAAAGUAUGUACCAGCAAGCAUUGCUUCUGUUCUCUGAUUGCGCUAAAUGGCCAUGAACAUUUGCAAUGCUCAACUUUAUUAGAGUGAUGCCGGUUGUUCAUAAAUUUUAUGGCUUUAUCGUGAAUAAUUUUUUCAUUCCUGAUUUUGUCACCGUUUCCUUCACUUCGCUUUAUCAAAAUAGUUGGCAUUAGAUUCCUUAGUGAAUAUUUUACAAAAUAAAAAUGCCAGAUAAUCUCUAGAACAAGACUAGAUUUUUCUUAAGUCCCAUAACAAGAGAUAAGUCACAGAUUGGUGUUGAAGAAAAUGGCUUCAAUAAACCACCAAGAUCUGUACAUUGUUAUUUUAAACAAAUGGUCAAUCAUAGUUAACUGUUAAUCAUGACAUGUGUUGCAACUCUGGCCUGGUUGUGAAACAAUUGCUGUGACGUCACGGUAUCGAGCUUCACAGCUGCCGCUUAUAUUUCUGGAUGAUUACGAUGAAAGACAUAGCGUUAAUGUGUUUUCUGUGUGGUAGUUGCCUAAGUUUAAUUCAAGUCUCGAGCAUUUAUCCAGGGUUGUGAUAUGUGGAAUUUCUAGUUCUAAUUUACUUUAAAAUCGCUUUGCUGAUAUAGUAUUUUAAAUCUCACUGUUAGUUAUGAAUCGUGGAAUCUUUCCUAACUUCCGCCUGCGUUCGCUCUUUGUAGCUUUAUUUGUCCGUUCCGUAUUCAUGGAUAUUCAACAAUCCUGAAAACUAAUUUCAUCGCCCUUCAAUGUUACUUCAACUACCGGUCCUGCUGCAUGUGUAAAUACUUUAAUACUUUCAUUCUCCAAUCUGAGUCAAACAUUUUUUCGGACAUGGAAGGAUUAAGCGCUUGUAAACUGGCACCGCUACAAUCAUCGUCCACAUGUUGGUCACCAAUAUAUCGUGUUCAGCUCCAAACCAUGUCAACUCUUCGCUUACAUAUGAACCCUCUUAAAUUUACUGGCAUAUCGCGCAGCGUAGUCUGAUGCACGCUAUGUUUGCUGGUAAUUUCUCCGUUGUAAAUCUUAGUGAACAAUAAAUCGUAUUGUGUUCACUGUCGCGUCGCUCUCAUGGUUGAUAAUACAUUUGCAAUUGAAUUUUAUGUCACUCGUUAUUUGGAUCCCUUGUUUCUUAAUGAUCGCCACGAUCAUAGACGCUGCAAAAAUUUGUACCUUCAAUAUAUUAAAGUAAACAUAAAAAUUAUAUGUGCUUCCUAUAUUAAUAAUAACUUGAGAAAGUAAUUCAUGCUGAUACUUAGCAUGUGUUGAUUCAAUCGUGCCUACAAUUAUGAUUAGCUUCUACUUUUUAAACUAUUAUACCAUUUAUAAUUUAGCGAACCUCUUGUAAUGUUUGCGCUUAUGAAAAUAAACUUAUGAAAUAUU